Molecule: messenger RNA, 921 nt
Organism: Nematolebias whitei (Rio pearlfish)
Lineage: Eukaryota; Metazoa; Chordata; Actinopteri; Cyprinodontiformes; Rivulidae
Gene: vapal
Product: VAMP (vesicle-associated membrane protein)-associated protein A, like
Exons: 6
Coding region: 129-866 (245 amino acids)
Biological process (GO): neuron projection development
Cellular component (GO): plasma membrane; endoplasmic reticulum membrane
Molecular function (GO): FFAT motif binding
Source: RefSeq, a predicted model, not a curated record
CGGAGUAUUUGUGCGCACUACGCAGACGCGCCUCUCACGCGCACAAGUCAGUCAGCAGCAGAGGGGAUCCGGGAUUACGGCUGACUUCCACGAUCCGCUUCUCCACCAGGCGCAUCCCCUCUGCCAACAUGUCUAAAUUGGACCAGGUCCUGAUUCUGGACCCUCCCUCCGACCUUAAAUUUAAAGGUCCUUUUACAGAUGUAGUCACCAGUAACCUAAAAUUGAGGAACCCUUCUGACAGAAGAGUGUGUUUCAAAGUGAAGACGACGGCACCACGUAGGUACUGUGUACGGCCAAACAGCGGAGUCAUCGACCCCGGAGCAACUGUCGUCAUUUCGGUUAUGCUUCAACCAUUUGAAUAUGACCCCAAUGAAAAAAGUAAGCAUAAAUUCAUGGUGCAGACAAUUUUCGCCCCACCAAAUGUUUCCGACAUGGACUCGUUGUGGAAAGACGCAAAACCCGAUGAGCUCAUGGAUUCCAAGCUGAGAUGUGUCUUUGAGAUGCCUUCUGAAAAUGAUAGAGUGAAUGAUGUUGAGGUGGCAAGAGCUGUCCCGGUGAUGAACUUGGCGAGAGCGGAGCCGACGUCGACCACAAGUCCCGCAGCUGUAGCAGCGGAUGAUGCCGAGGUAAAGAGAGUGCAAGAGAAGUGCAGGAGGCUGCAGGCCGAGGUCAACAAGCUGACGGAGGAGAACCGACAGUUAAAGGAUGACGUUAACAAACUCAGAAAAAUGCCUCGCUCAGACCACAUGACUGCAAACUCCACCAACCUCGUCGGCCGAGAACACACCAUCGCCUAUUUGCCCUCCCUGCUUGUUGUCUUAGCAGCGAUCUUCAUUGGCUUUUUCUCUGGAAAAUUCAUAUUGUAGACUGGGGGAAUGCAUGCCAGCCGUAUCUUCAAUUUUGGCUUCUGAAAAAAGUAAA